Molecule: messenger RNA, 1422 nt
Organism: Lithohypha guttulata
Lineage: Eukaryota; Fungi; Ascomycota; Eurotiomycetes; Chaetothyriales; Trichomeriaceae
Exons: 2
Coding region: 1-1422 (473 amino acids)
Source: RefSeq, a predicted model, not a curated record
AUGGAAUGGCAAGAUCGUCAAGCCACAAUCUGUCCGCCUGUGCUGACCAAAACAGAUGACCUUGACAAGUCUCUCCUUCUCUUCAUCACACACACCUGUACCGAUUUAGGCAUCAAGGUUCCUUGUAAGCCAGCAACGGACGUUGAGAAUGUGAGCAAAGCUGAUAGUAUAGAUGCCGAGGUUGCUAAACGCAUGGGGGCUGGCUUCAGCGAAGGUGCCAUUCAACAACACAUCGCCAAGCUUCGAGUCAAGAUGGCAACUCUCAAGGUCGCACCCGUUCCCGGUCCUUCGAAGCGCGGCCAAAUCACCAGCAGGCCUUCAACUGUGUAUGCUAUGAGGACGAGAGGUCCAGCCCCACCAGCUCCACCAGCUAUAUCCAAAGCACGAAGUCGACGAAAAGCCUCAAAUGUUCAAGGUGAAGUUGCUGCUGCUGAAGCGACUGCUCAGGAUGGUACAGUUGGCAAGCCUCGUGGAAAGCGAUGCGCAGCAGCAAGAAAGAUCAAACGAAGUGGCUCAGAUCCUGCCGACUCCGAUGCCGAGUUUGCAGUUGGCAACGAUGACGAGUGGGUCAACACAGAAAUCAAUAACAACGGCAAGCGAGCUCGAAGGACUGGUCGUACAAAUAAGGCAAACGCAGGCAGGAAAGUGUCUAAGUCGCAAGCCAUCGUAGACACGCUUCAAGAGGCUGAUCGUCAGUAUGAAGACCAAGUCGGUACAGAUCCUGACGCCGGAUGGAUUCAGAAUGCGAGUUUCUUCGGUGAACCCUCUGGUCAAGAUGGAAUGUCGCAGUCAUUCUUUGGCGGCACACAUUUCGAGGAUGACGACGAAGAGGAAGAGGAGGAUCUUGGCCAAGUCGCAAGAGCAGCUGCAGUCGAGAAUGCGCAUGUUAACUCUGGAUUCAACUUCUUCGGCGAUGCCCAGAACUUGUCCUUCCCUUUAGAAGAGCAAGUCAGCCCAACAUCAACAGCACACUUGUUCACUCAGACUUACAACACACCAGAAGCCUCUGGCUUCGGUGGAUUCCACGACUUUCACCUUCCGAUGUCCACAAUGAAUACUUCAGGUCAAUCACCAUUCCUGGCUCCUGGACCGUCCCCAGCUCUUCCAGAGUCUACCACUACAACCAUGCCUGGCACUGUCGAGUCAUACAACUCGACACGAAAUCCAUCAAUGAUCUCUCGAAUAUCCUCUCAAGCUGGCAUACCACACGGAACUGGCUUCGAUGGCAACGCAUCUCAGCCAACAAGCCCUUACGGGCUGCAACAGCCAUCGUUCAACUAUGCAAUAGAUGCAAGCGCCUUUGGUUUCGUUGACCCAAUAAUGGACCAGGACGGAUCUCUGAACUGGCCAGAUAUAGCAAACGUAUUCGGAAAUGGCCUGGAGGGAACCGUACCUCAAAUGGAGGCAACAAGCAUGGCAUAG